Molecule: messenger RNA, 1518 nt
Organism: Fraxinus pennsylvanica
Lineage: Eukaryota; Viridiplantae; Streptophyta; Magnoliopsida; Lamiales; Oleaceae
Source: the annotation of a GenBank genome assembly
AUGGAUGCCAUUGACCUUGCCAAAGAUGGAUUUCAGAGUCAUCUGUUAAAAUAUUCUGAUUCUCAGAACACGUCAUCUAAUAUAUAUUUGCUCAAUUUUAAGAUUUCCCUUGAUCAAAACAUCUCAAACUUGAGUAACACGAUGGCUGGUGAUGGUGACGUUGCUGGAGAAGAUGAAACAAGCUUGAAGCCCCUUGGAAGGUGCUCUGUUGUCUAUUAUGGGGUGGGGCACAUGCUCAAUGACAUAACGUCCGCCUGUUGGUUCACAUAUCUCUUAGUUUUCUUGACAGAUAUUGGUUUAUCCCCGAGUGAUGCUUCUAUAGUCAUGCUUUCGGGACAGAUGGCUGAUGGAUUCACAACCAUUGUUGCAGGUGAACUGAUAGACAGAUUUGGACAUUUUAAGAUCUGGCAUGGUGCGGGAUCUGCCUUAGUUGCUGUUUCAUUUUCUUCCGUCUUCGGCGGCUGUUUGCCUUGCAAAAUUUUUGGCUCCGAUUCAUCUACUCUGCAAACUAUUGGAUAUAGCGUGUUUGCAGCUAUCUUCAAUGUAGGCUGGGCAGCUACUCAAGUGUCACACAUGUCAAUGGUGAAUUGCAUCACGCUGAAUUCUACGAGCAGAGUGGUCUUGACUAGCUGCCGCAAUGCUUUUACCAUGGUCGCCAACCUUAGCCUAUAUGCAGUUGCUUUUGUAGUAUUUAAGAUCAGCUCAUCAGUGACUGUUAUUGAUGUUGAGAAUCAGUAUCGCUGGAUAGCAUAUUUGUCAAUCUUCAUUGGAUGCUGUUUCGUGUGUGUAUUUCAUCUUGGGACUCGAGAGCCAAGAUUGAAGAGAGAAGGUCAUGCAAAAAGUAAUGCUAGAAUUUCAUGGACUUACUGGUUUAAGAAAAUUCUGUACUACCAAGUUGCACUUGUUUAUGUACUCACUAGACUAGUGACAAAUGUUUCACAGACAUUUCUUGCUUUCUACGUCAUCAAUGAUUUGCAAAUGGCCCAGUCGUCAAAAGCUUUGGUUCCUGCAAUCAUCUAUAUCAGCAGCUUCAUUGUAUCAAUCCUCCUACAGGAGAUUGGACGGACCGGUCGAUGGUUAAAGGUUUUCUAUUCUGUUGGAGGACUUCUAUGGAUAAUUUGUGGUUUGGGCAUAUUGUUCCUGCCAAGAAGCAUGAAUUCUGUAGUAUAUGCUUUGUCGGUAGUGAUUGGAGCAGCAAAUUCAUUGAUGGUGGUGACUGCAGUAAGCAUGCAGAGUUUUCUAGUUGGUGAAGAUCUCAAUGGCUGUGCCUUCGUUUAUGGGUCGUUGAGCUUUCUCGAUAAAAUAUCAUGUGGGUUGGCAUUAUGCGCUCUCGAGUCUUACCAGAGUUCUACUCCAGAGCUGCAGUACUGCAAUCCAUUAUAUUUCUGUUUUACUGUGACAAGAUUUGGAUUAGGUCUUGUUCCAGCCAUUUGUGCACUUGUUGGGGUGCUGGUGACAUUCAGCAUGAAACUCCAUGUACCAGCUUUAUAUCCUUCACUGGAACCUUUACUGGCAUAG